AUGGCCGCCACCAAUCCAGGUGCUCAGAUCUUUCCACAAGAGUUCAUCGACAAGAUCGCAGAUAACAACACGCCUACUGAGGUCCAUCUCGCUCGCACCGAUACUUUCUCGGGAGGCUUUCGUCUGGCGGCACUCGAGCUCGAGUCUUUCCCGGUUCGCGACUUCUUGACGAUGCUGCUGGUCAAGAAAGCGUCACACGACCGCGCAGUCAGCGGAAUCGACACACUUCACAUCUGGAUCGGCGACUCCGAUGAAGAUGCGGACAUCCUGCAGAACACUGUUCCAGAGGCGAUGCUCGAUCGCCUUCAGCGCAUCCAAAUCCACAAACUGCGCAUGCACGUCCUCAAGCCGGAAGCCCGCCACACGAUCGCUGGCUGUGAUGUGUUGUCGAAGGUCAACGACGGCGUGACAAGGCAUUUGAGCAGCAUCACGUCUCAUCUCAAGCGUGCCUCGCCAGCCUCCGAGAUCUUCGAGUACGAGUCCGCAAGCUAUGAGGCCCAUAGCGGAAUGUCCGUGUCGACGGACAUGGCUUACAAGCGCAUCCACGACGCGAUCACGGUCGGAGCAAAAGCGUGGUCAAAUCGCUUUGUCAAUGCCCUGCAGACACACUUCAUCCAUGACCAGCACCAUCAGGGUAAGAAAGUCAAGGGCGGUACUGUGCAAGAAUUGCUCUCAUUCGACUUUUCCUCUCAGCGUCCGAAGAGGAACGGUGAACCUCUCAGUGCCCGGCGUUUGCGAAAUCAGCUAUCCCCCGUUCAAAAACAUGAUGAGCGAUCUCAUAGCUCUCCGAAAGGUGCAAGACGAGGGCUGGGUCUCCGAUGGCUUCUUCUAGCCGCCGUGGAACAGCCGACCAUAGCCAAACGGUCGAAUUGGUGCGAAGAGGGCUGUGCGAUAAACCCCGUUCGCUCAGGACGCUGCGGUCGGAGACGCAAAGUUGCACGGAUGGAGUGA
Lecanosticta acicola is the source of this 951-nucleotide messenger RNA. Lineage: Eukaryota; Fungi; Ascomycota; Dothideomycetes; Mycosphaerellales; Mycosphaerellaceae. The record is from the annotation of a GenBank genome assembly.